Molecule: messenger RNA, 186 nt
Organism: Helobdella robusta
Lineage: Eukaryota; Metazoa; Annelida; Clitellata; Rhynchobdellida; Glossiphoniidae
Exons: 2
Biological process (GO): regulation of transcription by RNA polymerase II
Molecular function (GO): RNA polymerase II cis-regulatory region sequence-specific DNA binding; DNA-binding transcription factor activity, RNA polymerase II-specific
Source: RefSeq, a predicted model, not a curated record
AUGCGCAAACCACGAACGAUAUAUUCAAGUCUGCAGCUGCAGCAACUGAACAGAAGGUUUCAGAGGACCCAGUAUCUUGCUCUCCCUGAACGAGCUGAGUUGGCCGCCUCUCUCGGUUUAACCCAAACACAGGUAAAAAUCUGGUUUCAAAACCGACGGAGCAAAGUGAAGAAGUUGAUAAAGCAG